AACAACAGUCUGCGUGACUCCCCAACCGAAUUGCACUUCUGUCCCGCCGCUGGGCUGCUGUUUCAUAAUUUUCUUUAAAGAGCAUAGAAAUAAAAAUCCCGUUGUAAAACGAAAGUUCAUUUCUGGCGUUUUCUCCCUGUCGGUAUGGCAUCAUAACUUUCUGUGUAAAAGAAGAAGGGAGGAGCGGAACUUUCAGGAGACCUUCUUUGGCACCGGAGUAGACGCGAGGGCAGCACGCUGGUUUUUACUCCGCGAGGACACAUCAACCACCGUUUAUUUCCCGUCACCCAGCUUUGGGGUUGUGGAUGGUAUGGUAUAACUUUUCUGCUCCUGUCAAACCUGCGCAGCCCGUGCGCGAGAAAAGAGUCGCUUUGGGAUUGUGGAGAGGGGAUGCGAGCCUCUCCUCCGUCUCGAAUAUCGGCGUGGCUAUGAGGAAAGAGGUUUACCUGCUGGGCUAACAGAACAAGACCACACCGCAACAACAGAAUGCGGGAACGGGGUCCUUGCAUUUGUGGAGUAGGUGUGUGGAGUCUACUGUUAUCUCUUUGUCUCGCAUCCCUCACACAUGCACACAGGAGCCAUACAGUGCAUGUAAAGGCAGGAACAUGUGAAGUGAUCGCUGCCCAUCGCUGCUGCAACAAGAACAAGAUUGAGGAGCGAUCUCAGACUGUCAAAUGUUCCUGCUUCCCUGGUCAGGUUGCAGGAACCACGCGGGCAAUGCCCUCCUGUGUUGAUGCCUCCAUUGUAGCCCAGAAGUGGUGGUGUCAGAUGCAGCCAUGUAUGGAAGGCGAGGAGUGCAAGGUUCUGCCAGACCUCACGGGAUGGAGCUGCAGCACAGGCAACAAAGUCAAGACCACAAAGGUGACCCGAUAGUCCCGCCCAUCUCAAGACAAGUAGUAGAGAGCUGUGGGGAAAAUAUUUACGCAGCACAAUGGACCUAUCCACUUGUGAGAACAUGCACUCAGAUGGAUCUCUUCAAGGAACCAAUAUUUGUUUGAUUUUUCCAAGGAUAACCAAGAACUGAUGGCUGAGGAGACAGGACUCCAACACUGCUUGCCAUCACCUUAAACUGACUUUUUUGGGUCUUUUGUUGCGGAGGACUACAUCACCCACAAUCCUUUAAAGCUACUACAAACAUGAAAGCAAACUAUGACC
Molecule: messenger RNA, 1155 nt
Organism: Melanotaenia boesemani (Boeseman's rainbowfish)
Lineage: Eukaryota; Metazoa; Chordata; Actinopteri; Atheriniformes; Melanotaeniidae
Product: chemokine-like protein TAFA-2
Exons: 5
Coding region: 487-873 (128 amino acids)
Molecular function (GO): receptor ligand activity
Source: RefSeq, a predicted model, not a curated record